Messenger RNA from Phycodurus eques (leafy seadragon), 3617 nucleotides. Its product is annotated as phospholipid-transporting ATPase ID-like. Lineage: Eukaryota; Metazoa; Chordata; Actinopteri; Syngnathiformes; Syngnathidae. The transcript is spliced from 28 exons. Gene Ontology annotation, biological process: phospholipid translocation; Golgi organization. Gene Ontology annotation, cellular component: plasma membrane. Bases 10 to 3609 code for a protein of 1199 amino acids. The record is from RefSeq and is a predicted model, not a curated record. Gene Ontology annotation, molecular function: ATP binding; magnesium ion binding; ATP hydrolysis activity.
AGCGAUAAGAUGGGAUCAGUAGUGCCCUACAUUGGUCAGUUGUGUGGGCAGCAGAAAAAUCAAGAGGUGGAGAGACACUUGCGAGCCAAUGACAGAACCUUCAACCUUUCUUACCACUAUGCUAAUAAUGCCAUCAAGACAUCCAAAUACAACAUCUUCACUUUUCUGCCACUUAACCUUUUCGAACAGUUCAGGAGGCUCGCUAACUGCUUCUUCCUCUUCCUGUUUACCCUUCAGCUCAUCCCACAAAUCUCCUCGCUCGCCUGGUUUACCACAGCUGCCCUUCUCAUUUUGGUGCUGUCCAUAACAGCGGUCAAAGAUGCCACAGAUGACCUAAACAGACACAAAAGUGACAACGAAGUGAAUACCCGCGAAGUGAGCAUCCUCGUUGAUGGAGAAUUUAGAACUGAAAAAUGGAUGAAUGUUCAGAUUGGAGAUGUCAUUAAACUGGAAAAUAAUCAGUUUGUCACAGCAGACCUACUUUUGCUCUCCAGUAGUGAGCCUCUCAAUGUGGUUUAUGUUAAAACAGCAGAAUUAGAUGGUGAAACCAAUCUGAAGAUGAAACAGGCCCUGACUGUAACUGGAAGGAUGGGAGACAGCACCGAAGCGCUGGCCAGGUUUAAUGGGGAAAUAAAAUGUGAGCCUCCAAACAAUCGUCUGGAAAUUUUUAAAGGGACACUGACAGUGGAUGGACAAAUGUACUCUUUGGAUAACGGCAGAGUGCUUCUACGUGGAUGCACUCUGAGAAACACAGAGUGGUGCUUUGGACUGGUUAUCUUUGGAGGGGGUUCAACUGGAGGUCCAGACACGAAGCUGAUGCAGAACAGCGGAAAGACGACAUUCAAAAGGACUAGCAUUGAUCACCUCAUGAAUAUUUUGGUGCUUUGUAUUUUUGUUUUCCUGCUGUCCAUGUGCUCCGUUCUGGCCAUUGGUCAUGGAGUCUGGGAGAUGAAGGAGGGCUCAGUUUUUACUGUGUUCCUCCCUCCAGAAACUGGCAUUGAUGCUCCUCUCUCAUCAUUCCUCUGCUUCUGGUCUUAUGUGAUCCUCCUUAACACGGUGGUGCCCAUGUCUCUCUUUGUCAGCGUGGAGGCCAUUCGUCUGGUGAAUAGUUACUAUAUUGACUGGGACAGGAAGAUGUAUUACCCCAAGAGUGACACUCCUGCUCAGGCGAGGACCACCACUCUGAAUGAGGAGCUGGGUCAGAUCAAAUACAUCUUCAGCGACAAGACUGGUACCCUGACGCGUAACAUCAUGACAUUCAAUAAGUGCUCGAUCAAUGGCAAAAGUUAUGGGGAGCUCUUGGACAUUUCAGGAGAGAGGAUUGAAAUAACAGAGAAUACACCAAGGGUGGACUUCUCGUGGAACCAGCUAGCCGAUCCAAAGUUCAUUUUUCACGACCAUAAUCUGGUGGAAAUUGUCAGGGAGGGCAACUUGAAGGCUCAGGCCUUCUUCCGUUUGUUGGCUCUGUGCCACACCGUGAUGCCUGAGGAAAAGAAACAAGGGGCGCUUUAUUACCAGGCGCAGUCUCCUGAUGAAGGUGCUCUGGUCACCGCUGCGAGAAACUUUGGAUUUAUGUUCCACUCACGCACACCGGAAACCAUCACAGUCGUGGAGAUGGAGAAACUAGUCAUCUAUGAACUUUUGGCUGUUUUAGACUUCAAUAAUGUGCGCAAGAGGAUGUCAGUCAUAGUGCGUAACCCCGAAGGGAAGUUGACUCUAUACUGUAAAGGAGCAGACACCAUCAUUUUUGAGAGACUCCACACGUCCUGUAACACACUGAUGGGCGUCACCACCGAACACCUCAAUGAAUAUGCAUGUGAUGGUCUCCGCACUUUAGUUUUGGCUUACAAGGAUUUGGACGAGAGCUAUGUAAAGGAGUGGAUGCAGUGUCACCAUGAGGCCAGCACCAUCAUUGAAGAAAGAGACGAGAAACUUGAUAAGCUGUAUGAAGAGAUUGAGAAAGACUUGUUGCUGCUGGGAGCAACGGCUGUAGAAGACAAGUUGCAGGAUGGUGUCCCACAGACAAUAGAGCAGCUGGCCAAAGCUGACAUCAAAAUUUGGGUGUUGACCGGUGAUAAACAAGAGACUGCAGAGAAUAUUGGCUAUUCCUGCAAUAUGCUGCAAGAGGAGAUGGACGUGUUCGUCGUGUCGGCAAAUACAGCAGAAGGAGUCAAAGAGGAGCUUCUGAGUGCAAGAAAGAAAAUGUGUCCAGGAGCAGCAGAGGAACCAAAUGUGACCAAAGCUCGUGCAGGCCUCUUGUGGCUGCGGAAAACAGAAACUGUUCAUGAUGACAAAGUUGAUGGAAAAUAUGCCCUUGUUAUAAAUGGACACAGUCUGGCGUUUGCCUUGGAAAAAGGUUUGGAGUUGGAACUGUUGAGGACAGCAUGUAUGUGCCAAACUGUGAUUUGCUGUAGGGUCACUCCACUACAGAAAGCCCAAGUUGUUAAGUUGGUCAAGAAAUACAAACAGGCGGUCACGCUGGCCAUUGGGGAUGGUGCAAAUGAUGUCAGCAUGAUCAAGGCUGCACAUAUCGGUGUUGGUAUCAGUGGUCAGGAGGGCAUGCAAGCUGUUCUGUCCAGCGACUUCUCCUUUGCCCAGUUCCGCUAUCUACAGCGUCUCUUGCUGGUGCACGGGCGCUGGUCGUAUCUGCGCAUAUCCAAGUUUCUACAAUAUUUCUUUUACAAGAACUUCACCUUCACCUUUGUGCAUGUCUGGUAUGCCUUCUUCUGCGGGUUCUCAGCACAGACUGUUUAUGACCAGUGGUUCGUCAGCAUGUACAAUGUAGUGUACACAGUCCUCCCCGUCCUUGGCAUGAGUCUCUUUGACCAGGAUGUGAAUGACCGCUGGAGUUCCCAGUAUCCUCAGCUCUACUCACCGGGGCCUCUGAAUAUUUACUUCAAUAAGAAAGCAAUGGUGUGCUGUAUGAUCCACAGCUGCUACAGCUCCCUCAUUGUCUUCUUCAUCCCAUGGGCGGCCAUGCACAACACAGUCGCAGACAACGGCAAAGACACUGCAGAUUAUCAAUCCUUUGCUUUAGUGGUGCAGACGUGUCUUCUCAUUGUGGUCAACAUCCAGCUCUGUCUAGACACUCAUUACUGGACAGCUGUCAACCAGUCCUUUAUGUGGGGCAGCCUGGUAUUCUACUUCGCCACCACAUUUGCCAUGCACAGCAACGAUAUGUUCUCCAUAUUCGCCUCUGUAUUCCCCUUCAUCGGCACAGCGAGGAACACUCUGAGCCAGCCUAAUUUGUGGCUGACAAUAUUCUUGACUUGCCUUCUCUGUGGUCUUCCGGUGGUGGCUUUCCGUUUCACUAUCAUUCAGCUUUGGCCCACUAUCAAUGACAAGGUGAGACAUAAAGUGCGUGAGGAGCCACUGCCAGGUCCUGCUACUCGCCGUUUGCCGGCUAGGCGAAUCAGCACUCGCCGGUCGAGCUAUGCCUUCUCUCAUACUCAUGGCUACGGUGAUCUGGUGACAUCGCGAAGAUUCCUGCUUAAAUGUCCUCUAAAGAGUCGGAACACAUUGUUUAAACAAACAAACUCUCCUCUGGCCCAGAACCAGCCACAACUCUAUCGCGCCAUCACAGGGGAGUCAGAGCAACAACCACGGUAACACUAGUU